AUGGAAUCCAUCGAAAUCAAAGAGAAGCAGUACGAUGUCCUCAUCAUCGGCGCCGGUCUGUCGGGUAUCUGUGCACUUCACAACUUCCGAAAGCGCUUUCCAUCUUGGCGCGUCGGAGUUCUGGAGGCAGCCGAUAAUGUCGGAGGAACUUGGUACUGCAACCGCUACCCGGGAGCACGGGUUGAUACUGAGUCACUAUCCUACGCAUACUCAUGGGACAAGGAUCUUUUGAACGAAUGGACCUGGAAGGAGACCUUCUCCACUCAGUCAGACGUCCUCCGUUAUAUUGAACAUGUCUGUGACAAGCACAGCCUCUACACAAACAUUCAACUCAAUACGCGAGUCCAGACGGCCAUCUGGCAGGAUAAGAACAACACUUGGCUGUUUCGCGACGAAGCCGGCACUCAUCACCGGACUCGUUUCUUCGUCAGCUGCAUGGGCUUCCUGUCAGCCCCGACGCUUCCUGCCAUUCCGAACAUUGAACUUUUCCGAGGCAAAGCGUUCCACACCUCACGUUGGCCUAAGGAUUUUGAUAUGAGUCGUGAUCUGGCCAACAAGCGAGUGGGUGUCAUUGGCACCGGCGCAACAGGAAUUCAAACGGUUACAGCAGUAUCAAAAGAACCAAGUAUCCGAUCACUGAACGUUUUCCAACGCACAGCAAACUGGUCUGCACCAUUGCGCAACGAUCCAAUUAGCCCCGAGCAAAUGGAACAGCACCGCAAGGAUUAUGACACCCUUUUCCAACUCUGCGCCGAGACACCCAGCUGCUUCAUGCACCAGGCUGACCCGCGCAAGUCUCUUGAAGUCUCCGCAGAGGAGCGGUUGAAGCUUUGGGAAGAAAUAUAUGCAAAGCCCGGUUUUGCUAAAUGGCUCGGUACUUUCAGCGACACAUACAACAACCGCGAGGCAAAUAAACUCUACUCCGACUUUAUGGCCAGCAAGAUCCGAGCUAGGAUCAACGAUCCUGAAGUUGCUGACAGCCUAAUUCCCAAGAAUCAUGGCUUUGGCACAAGACGAGUUCCUCUUGAGAGUGGGUACUUUGAGGCGUUUAAUCAGCCGAAUGUGCACCUUGUUGAUCUCAAGAAAACACCAAUUGAGAGAGUCACAGAGGAUGGCAUUAUUACUUCCGAUGGAAAAGAGCAUAAAUUAGAUGUUUUGAUCUAUGCAACGGGCUUCGAUGCCAUCACCGGUGCCUUUAGCUCCAUUGAUUGGACGGGAAAGGAGGGUCGACCUCUCCUCGGCUCUAGCAACACCAAGCAAGGUGAGCAAGCAAUUUGGGUGGAUCACCGCCCUCGUACAUACCUGGGUAUGACGGCUUGCUCUAUGCCCAACAUGUUCAUGGUCCUAGGUCCCCAUCAACCAUUUGGCAACGCUCCCCGGACUAUCGAGCACGCCGUGGAAGUCAUCUCGGAUCUCCUACAACACUGCAAAGACAACAACUAUUCAUAUGUAGAGCCGACGGGAGAGGCUGUGGAUGCUUGGACGGAACACGUUGUCGAGAGCAGCAAAGGCGCUUUGUCUAAUGAAAUUGACAGCUGGAUGACUGGGGUUAAUACAAAUGUAAAGGGCAAGACUGUUCGGAGUGUUGCGAGGUACGCUGGCAGUGCAGUGGAGUAUCGCCGCAGAUGUGCGGAGUCUAGGGCAGCCGGUUGGAAAGGUCUCGCAUUUGCUCAGCUCUCGAGUUCUAAGCUUUGA
Messenger RNA from Penicillium coprophilum, 1695 nucleotides. RefSeq names its product flavin-containing monooxygenase. The coding region runs from base 1 to 1695 and encodes 564 amino acids. The transcript has a single exon. Gene Ontology annotation, molecular function: N,N-dimethylaniline monooxygenase activity; flavin adenine dinucleotide binding; NADP binding. The record is from RefSeq and is a predicted model, not a curated record. NCBI's taxonomy places the organism in Eukaryota, Fungi, Ascomycota, Eurotiomycetes, Eurotiales, Aspergillaceae.